CAAGCACAAGACACCUAUAUAAUAAAAGCCCACAUUUCCCAAAAAAACCCUAUCAUUUCUACAGAUUCACAAUGGGUCGCAGAUCAAGCUUCGGUGGACGUAGAUCGUAUUCAACUGGAAAAAAAUGGUCUAAGUGGUCAUCUAAGAAGUUGUCUCCUAAGCCUAUUAAAACUGAAGAUGAGAAAGCACCUCCUCCUGAAAAAGUGAACUCUGGAGGCUUUGGGUCAUCAUCCAUUGCUGAUGGUUUUCAUUGGGGGAUUGGAAAUGCGAUGGGACACAGAUUUUUUGAAGCCAUUUUUGGUCCUCGUACCGUUAGACAAGAAAUAGUAUUACCAGCUGAAAAAGUUAAAGAAGUUGCUACUGUUUCUGCCGAAGAUGAUAACGAAAAACUCAAGGUCUAUUCUGAAACAUGUGGCAUCAGCUACAAUGCAUUUCAAGACUGUUUGAAUGUUGAAGGGAAUAAUCUAAGAAAAUGCCACUUCUUCAUGGAUUCGCUGUUCGAGUGCAGGAGGAAUUCGAGUUCCUUCAACUUCUAAGUUCGUCUUUCUUUAUGAGUGUUUUUUUUCGAAUAAAACAUGAACCAAGAAACAACACUCUUAUUUGGUUUAUGAUGUUUGCUAGCUUUUUCUUGGAUGAUUAAUCUCCAAGUCUAUGAAUUAUAUCGUAUGUUUCGGAUUUAAAAUAAAGUC
This is a messenger RNA of Camelina sativa (false flax), 689 nucleotides long. RefSeq lists its product as uncharacterized. Gene Ontology annotation, cellular component: nucleus; mitochondrion. The record is from RefSeq and is a predicted model, not a curated record. Gene Ontology annotation, biological process: mitochondrion organization. Lineage: Eukaryota; Viridiplantae; Streptophyta; Magnoliopsida; Brassicales; Brassicaceae.